Molossus molossus (Pallas's mastiff bat) is the source of this 1191-nucleotide messenger RNA. RefSeq names its product 5-hydroxytryptamine receptor 1D (gene HTR1D). The record is from RefSeq and is a predicted model, not a curated record. Gene Ontology annotation, biological process: regulation of behavior; regulation of locomotion; chemical synaptic transmission. The transcript has a single exon. Gene Ontology annotation, cellular component: plasma membrane; dendrite. Gene Ontology annotation, molecular function: G protein-coupled serotonin receptor activity; neurotransmitter receptor activity. The coding region runs from base 64 to 1188 and encodes 374 amino acids. NCBI's taxonomy places the organism in Eukaryota, Metazoa, Chordata, Mammalia, Chiroptera, Molossidae.
AAGACAACUGUGAAAGAAGAAGCUGUGUGUGUCGAAGUCUGUGGGAAGAGACAGCCACCUAGAAUGUCCCCGCCAAACCAGUCAGUGGAAGGCCUUCUCCAGGAGGCCUCCAACAGAUCUCUGAAUGCUACAGAAGCUUGGGACCCAGGGACUCGCCAAGCCCUCCAGAUUUCUCUUGCUGUGGUUCUUGCCAUCAUCACACUGGCCACAGUCCUUUCCAACGCCUUUGUGCUUACCACCAUCUUCCUCACCAGGAAGCUCCACACCCCAGCCAACUAUCUCAUUGGCUCCCUGGCCAUGACUGACCUCUUGGUUUCCAUCUUGGUCAUGCCCAUCAGCAUCGCAUAUACUACCACCCGCACCUGGAACUUUGGCCAAAUCCUGUGUGACAUCUGGCUGUCUUCUGACAUCACAUGCUGCACAGCCUCUAUCCUGCAUCUGUGUGUCAUUGCUCUGGACAGGUACUGGGCCAUCACUGACGCCCUGGAGUACAGUAAACGCCGCACAGCAGGCCACGCCGCGGCCAUGAUCGCCAUCGUCUGGGCCAUCUCCAUCUGCAUCUCCAUCCCACCCCUCUUCUGGCGGCAGGCCAAAGCUCACGAAGAGAUGUCGGACUGUCAGGUGAACACUUCUCAGAUCUCCUACACCAUCUACUCCACCUGUGGGGCCUUCUACAUCCCAUCUGUGCUGCUCAUCAUCCUCUACGGCCGGAUCUACAUGGCCGCCCGGAACCGCAUCCUGAACCCACCAUCGCUCUACGGGAAGCGCUUCACCACAGCCCAGCUCAUCACAGGCUCCGCGGGGUCCUCCCUCUGCUCUCUCAACCCUAGCCUCCACGAGGCGCACACUCAUUUGGCGGGCUCUGCCCUCUUUUUCAACCACGUGAAGAUCAAGCUUGCGGACAGUGUCCUGGAGCGCAAAAGGAUCUCCGCUGCGCGAGAAAGGAAAGCCACCAAAACCCUGGGGGUCAUUCUGGGGGCCUUCAUCAUCUGCUGGCUGCCCUUCUUUGUUGCAUCUUUGGUCCUCCCCAUCUGCCGGGACUCCUGCUGGAUCCACCCGGCCCUUUUCGACUUCUUCACCUGGCUGGGUUAUUUAAACUCCCUCAUCAAUCCAAUAAUCUACACUGUGUUCAACGAAGAGUUUCGACAAGCAUUUCAGAAAGUUGUCCAUUUCCGGAAAGCCUCCUAGUCU